Alternaria viburni is the source of this 7950-nucleotide messenger RNA. RefSeq lists its product as uncharacterized. The record is from RefSeq and is a predicted model, not a curated record. The transcript has 5 exons. The coding region runs from base 1 to 7950 and encodes 2649 amino acids. Lineage: Eukaryota; Fungi; Ascomycota; Dothideomycetes; Pleosporales; Pleosporaceae.
AUGCGCCAAUUCGAGAAUGUUUCGAUAUCGCAAUGGGCGAACCCGUAUGCGAGCGGCGGCACCAACACCGGGAAGAACUUCUAUGCUACGGCGACUACACCGAAGCCCCAACAACCCGUCUAUCGUCGAGUAGUCCCACCUACACCAGUAUUCUCAUAUACGCAAGUAGUUGAUGAGAAGAGCAGCAACGCCGAACAAGCAGAUCCAGAGAAUGUUCCGGCUGCUUCAGCUGCUCCGGAGGAAACUUCAGCAGCAGAGGUCACUCCUGAAGAGGCCGCACCGCCGGCUACACCAGAAGCACCUCCAGCAGUAGAGCCAUCAGCAGAAGUAGAAGCACCUGCGGCAACAACCCCAGCAGAACCGACACCAGAAGAUCCAUCAACACAAACAGCAGAGGCACCAUCAAGUAGUGGGGACGGCGUCGUAGCGGCUGAGGUUGUAACGGAAGAUGUCAAAGACGAGCCUCCAGGAUCAAGCGAUGCCGCGAAUAUUGAGGCACUGCCGCCUCCACCACCACCCCCAGCACCGGUAGAUGCACCACCCGCCGAACCCGAAGCAGCAGCACCUCCAGCACCGCCAGCACCAGAAGUUCUGCCAGUACCUCCCAGUGAGCCUGCGCCCCCUACACCCCCUGCUCCACCAGCACCACCGGCGGAUGCAACACCGGAGCCAGUAGUCGUGGAGAGUGAGAAAAGUGGUGAGUCCGAGCAGGCCGCUCAAGAGCCUCCGAAAUCCCCAACCGAGAAGUUUGUUCAUUUUGCCUCUGACACCAAAGACCCAGACGCCGGAAGCAUAGGCAAAAAGAAGAAACAGCUGGGGUAUGGUAAAGGCAAGCCCACCGCGUUCAUCCGCCCCAGAAAGCCAUCGACAUCCGUUCCGCCUCCUUCGCCACCGAAAGAGGAGAAGAAGAAGGUCUUUGUUCCAAUCGGCAUUAUCAAGAAGGAGCGAAGGGGUUCAUUGCUCUCGGCAUUGGCCAGUGAGAAGGUAAUGACCAGCAAGUCAAGAGGGAAGAAAUCUAGCAACGAUGGCAGCGGUGACGACAGGUCGACAGUAAUCACCGAUGGAGAUGCCCCCUCUUCAGACGUCUCUGAAAGCGUCAUCAUCGAGGAACCUACCGAAGACGCUUCAGGGUCGAUCGUAAGCGAGACAGUACCGCCUCCGCCGCCACCGACCGAUAAUCCACCUGCGGUAGACGAGGCCGCUGUCAGCGAGGAUGUAGUGGAGGCACAAGACGAGGCAGUUGCAGACAGUCCUCCGAUCGAGGAGCCAGCUCCUGUCGCUCCCGAGCCAGCAGCUGAAGCCGAGCCAUUACCGGCAGAUGCGUCUGCGGAAUCUGCUGAGCCACCACAAUCCGACACACCCGCUCCUGUCGAAGAAGCUCCAGUUACUGAUGCCAUAGCAGAGGAGAUUGCCCCCACCGAUCCAGUCACCGAGGACACUCUUCCCCCUCCCGCCGAGCCGACCGCAGAAACAGCUUUAGAAGCCCCUGCCUCAGAAGCUCCAGUCGAUGAACCACAGCCAUCGAGCGAAACGGUACCAGAACAGGAACAAGCUACAACAGAGAGUGCGGAUGCGGUUGAGCUUGAGGCGUCACCACCAGAGGAUGCGAAACCAGCUGAGGCAGAAGCCUCCGUCGAGGAAACGGCAGUUCCCGUUGAAGAGCCUGCUGUCGCCGAAGAGGAAGCAGCCCCGCCAGCAGCUGAAGAGGAACCUCCAGUUGAGGAAACUGGUAGCUCAGAAGAGCCGCCGGCAACUGUGGAGGAUUCUCCUGCUGUUGAAGAGCCAGUUCCCACCACUGAUGAACCAGUCCCCGCUGCCGAAGAGACACCUGCUGCAGAAGAAACACCUGCUGCCGAAGAGGCACCUGCUGCCGAAGAGGCUCCUGUUGCCGAAGAGACUCCUGCUGCCGAAGAGACUCCUGCUGCCGAAGAGGCACCUGCUAUCGAAGAGACAUCCGCUGCUGGUGAUGCUCCAGCCGUGGAAGACGCAGUUGAUGCCGAGCCCGCACCCCCUGCUGAAGAGACAGCUGCGCCCGAGGAAGCACCUUCCACCGAAGAGACAGCUAGCGCCACCCAAGAAGCUCCCGAAGUUGACGCCACGCCCGAGGCGCCCGCCACCGAGGACACAGCGCCAUCCGAAGACGUCCCAGCCGCCGAAGAUACGCCUGUUGGUGAAGAUACAUCGACUGUCGGUGAUUCUUCUCCUGUCGAAGAAGCACCAGAGACAGAGGAUACACCAGUUCCCGAGGAGCCCGCCCAUGGUGAGGCUGCACCCGUUGUUGACGAAACGCCCUCUACCGAGGAACCGCCUAUCGUCGAAGACAUCUCUACUGCCGAGGAGCCAGCUCCGCCGGCGGAACCGCCAGCUGAUGAACAAAUACCCGCUGUCGAAGAAGCCCCAGCUGUUGAGCCUGUUCCUACUGAAGUUGCUGAGGAUGCUGCUGAACCAGAGUCAGAAGCAAGCGUUGCUCAGGAAGAGCCAUCACUGGAUGAGGAGCACGACAUCGAAACAUCUAGUCCCGAAGUCGAGGAAGCUCGAGCAUGGACCUCAGCAGCGCCGGCAGAUGUUGCUGUUGUGGCUUCAAUACUUGCAGCUGAAGCAAAGGCCAAUGCACCUGAAUCCUCACCUGAUCAAGAUCCUGCUCCGGAAUCUCCUGAUGCUGCGGAAGUUCCGGAGUCUGCGCCAGUUCCAUCUAGCGACCCACCGUCAACUGAGAGCGAAGACAAGCCUGACGUUGCAGAUGCCGAAGCACCUGCAAGUACUGAGCCGGUCAUGGAUGUAGCUGAGCCCGACGAGGCUAGCGCUGAUACCACCGGUGAGCCCCAACCUGACUCCACAGCGGAAGCCUCAGAAGCAACGGACGCACCCGAACCUGCUCCCGCAGAGGAAGCUAUCGAACCAGCCUCCGGCGAAGGCGACAGUGAGCCGACAGCUGCACAAGACGAGACCAAUCCCUCCACCGAGGGGCCAGAAGCUGCGUCGACAUCAGAAGAGACAGACACGCAAACGACGGAAGCCACGCCUGAUGUAACACCAGAGGAGCCUACUACAUCGGCACAAGACACUGCUGAUAUGGCACCCAUCGAAGUUGCUACAAUGGAGGCUGAGGCGAGCGACGAAGAACUGCCAACCGCCGACACCAUGCAGGACAUCUCCGAUUGGGAGCAAGACGACGACAAUGUUUCUGACAUGGGAAUCUCGGACUGGGAGAAGGACGACGAUGCCUCAUCACAACCCGGUGAGAGCGAGACCAAUCCUUCCGAGCAUCAAGACUUCGAUCAAGAGAGCAUCGCACAAGACUCAUCGGAGCCUGUACAUGAGGAUGAGAAGUCACCAGACCAGGACAAGCCAGAGACUGUACAGGUCAUUCAGCCGUCUGACACUACAACCUCUGCUCCGGUGGCCGAUGACGUCGAUGAAGUUGCCGUCGUCUCAGUCCAUGUCAAUGAGGAUGAGCCUACCAAGAACGAUACGUCCGCGGCCGUACCAGAGGUCGUCGAACAGAACGAAGCCUCAGCCUCUGAAACAUCGCCAGAACCAUCCGAACCACAAGAGACUGGCGACUCAGCUGAUGCUUCCGCGGAGGACCAGACGCCUGAGACACGUAUCGAUGAAAGCACUGAAGAGGCACAGCUUGCAGCUGGCGAUGCACCUGCAGCUCAAGAACCCGCCCCGGAGGUGAGCCAGCCAGCAGCUCCAGAGGAGAAUGCCAUCACCGAUGCGAGCACAGACGCACAAGACGAUGCGAGUGCACACGAAUCGCCAGUCGACGAGUCGGAGCCGGCGGUGAGUAGCGAGGCUGCCAAGGCCAGCGAGCAAGUCAUAGUCUCGGCUACACCCGAUGACGUGGAGAAUCCAGAUUCAUGCACAGCUGAGACUGAAGCACCUCUACCCAAACUCGACGACAAUACCGACGAAACAUGCGCAAGCAUCCCAGCUGACGCGACAAGCGAAGUCAGCCCAGACCCUGUCUCGAGAGAGGCUGACGUUGAGACGCCAAUUGAAAACCCCACGGUCGAAGAGAAGCAGACCGAACACGCCGCGGGCGAUCCAGUUGUUCUUCAAGAUAUUUCCGAACAAACCGACCAUGAUGUUGUAGCUGCCAACGUUGCGCUAGCUGAAGCCGAGCCCGACUCUGCACCAGACAUGCCGGCCAAGAAGGCGGCGGAAGUGGUCCAUGAGGACGUUGGGCCCGAUGAGGAGCCACAGCAUUCGGAGGUUUCCAGCGGAGCCAACACAGGACCGGAGCCAGAUGAUGAACCAGUAGAAGAGCAGGAAUCCGAUGCGGGGAGCGAAUCUGGGUCGGAGUCCGAGGAUGAUGACUGGUCUGGAUCUGAAGUGUCUGCCGCACCUUCUGCCUCUGAAGUUCCCCAGGCCGACGACGCGCCUGACUCAGCACCCGCUGAAGAUGAAACAACGAAUGCCGAAGAGGCUCCGCCGAGUGAGAUCGCUGAUGUCACUGCUGCUGAGCCUGAAGAGCCGGAGGAAGAACGGUCAAUUCUUGACGACGAUGCCGGCUCCGACGACGAUGCUGCUUCCGAUCACUCCUGGAAUUCCCAAGAAGAGCCAGAGAGUUCCAUGGUAGUCGACGAUGCUGCCGAGCCCGACGAGCCAGAAGCGUCCGAGAGUCCGGAGUCGCCUGCCGAAUCGGCCGCGAUCACAGAAGCGCAUCCAGGUCUAUCACUCGAGGUCAAUGUCGCAACCUCUGAGAUCGUCCCGGCCGCAGAGUCUCCAGCAUCAGAGGUCGAAGAUCCGUCUGAUCCUGCGCUCGAAGCAGUUGAAGAGGAGCAGGGGGAUGAUGAGAACGACGUUAGUGCUAUCACUCAAGAAGAGUCUAUGAACGAUGAUUCACUAGUUUCGUCACAAGAUUCCGCUGAGCCUGGAGAGGAGCCCGCAGCAGCUACCGAGGUGUCGGAGCCGGCGGAUGCGCCCCAAGCAGAAGAGGAAGUUGCCCAGGAAGACGAGGGCGAGGAUGCUUCUCAAGUCAGCGAAUCUGGCAGCGAGAGUGAGGCUGGAGAGUCCCUUGCACCACCGGAAGACCAUGCUGAGGCCGAUGACGACGCUGCGCCGACCACACUUGACGGGGAGGAGCCAGACACCGCCGCACCGCUUACCGAAGACCCAUCAACCGAUGGCGUUGAGAAUGAGGCAUCCGAGGCGGGAGAUGCAUCUGUGGCUGGACAGGAUGUGGAAGAGCCUGCUGAACCAGAGACGGCUGAGCCAGUCGCAGCUGAGCCGGAGCUGGAAGCGGAAGCUGUUGAGCAAGAUGCGGAUGCAGCUGCAGAUGAACCAGAGGAGCCGCCGGCAGAGGAAGCUGCUGAACCAGAAGAACCGGUGGCGACGCCCGACGAUGCCGCCGAUGAGGACCCCGAUGCGGCUCAAGAAGACGAAUCUGUUGCAGCUGAUGCCGAGCCUUCACUCAUCGAAGAGGCGGAACAGGCAGAACCAGCACCACCUCCAGAAGACUCACCAGAGCCACCUAGUGAGGAUGGUCAAUCGAACGAUGGAUCUGCAGCUACAGGGGAGGCAGAUGAGCCAUCGGUGGUUGAGGCCAGCGAAGCGAACGACGACGGUGCCGAAGCUGCUCCACCAGCGUCAGAGCCAGCCCCUGCAGAGGACGCACCGCCUGAAGAGGCUCCUGCUGAGGUGGAAGAAGCUCUAACUGAAGCCGCUGAAGCUGCUGAGCCAGUGGUAGAGGGCGGUGAUGUUGAAGAAGUUGCGGCAGACGAAGCCCCGGAGGAAGCAACGAAUGAAGAGCCGGCAUCUUCGCCUGAUGUCGAGCUCGAGGAAGAACAGGUAGAGGCACCACCCGAAGCCCCUGAGGAAGAACAGCCAGAACCCGAAUCACCAGCUGCUGUCGAAGAGCCCGAGUCGCCGACUGAACCCGUCCCUGAAGAACCGGAAGCACCAGCUGAGGCGGCCCCAGAACCAACGCAGGAACCCGAGGAGCCCGCUCCCGUAGCGGCGGAUGCAUCCGCUGAUAUCCCGGAAGAUCAGGAUGCGGAGGAGUCGGUACCAGCCCCCGAAGUGGAGGUAGAAGAAGUCGUAGCCGAGGUGGCCAAUGAAGAGACUCCCGAACCCGAGCAGGCCGAUGACGAUGCACCGGCAGACCGGUCCCUCGACGUUGACGAAGUUCCAAACACACCUUCGCCUCUACCCUCUGUAGCUGCUGUUGCUGCUGCUGGGAUUACCGGUGCCGCCGCUGCUGCAUUAGUCGGUCAUGCUGUUGAUGACCGUGCGGACAGGGACCGCGACUUUGCAGUUGAGGACGAACCGUCAGCCGAUACACCCAGUCGUGAGAAGACCCGUCGCCGACAUUCACACACGCGUCGUGAAAGCCAGCACCGGCCAAGCCGCAGACGCGAAAGUGGCGCUAGUAUUAUGGAGCGACCAAUAAUGCCAGCCUCUGCCGUUCCUGAUGCGCCAAGAACAAGGCGUCGCGACAGCAUGACAGAGCGCGAAGCGGCCGAGCGCAGAAGGGCCAAAUUGCGCGAGGUUGAGAUACCCAGUAGUGGUAGCGACAUACAGAAGGCGUACCCGGAUCCGUACCGCUCGCACUACCGAGAACCCAGGGGUGAGGAGAGAUACAGCAAGCGUCGCCCCGUCGAGGAGGUUGAUGAAGAAGCCGAUAGACAGAAGCGACGCGAAGCCCGGCGGGCCGAGAGGGCUGAGAAGGAGCGACUUGCUGCCGCAGACGCUGCCCGCCUAAAGGCAGAAGAGGAGGCGAGAAAGCUGGAGCAUCGGGAACGACGCCGAGCAGUCAGGCGUGCCGAAGAAGAGCUCAUGAGAGCCAUGGAGGAACGCAAGAAACUCAAAGAAGAGCAAAAGCUCGCCCAGGAAGAAGAGGAGCGACGCAUUCGACACGAGAAGAGGAGACAACGACAUGAGGCUGAAAAAGAGGCGAAGCGUCUGGAACAGGAGGCGAUUGAGCAGGCGGCGCGCGAAGAAGAAGAGGCCCGGAAAUUACGGCGUCAAAGGAGAGCGGAGCGGGAAGCAGCCAAAGCAGCUGGCUUGCUGAAACCAAAGGAAGAGCUUAUUGAUCUUUCUCGCGAUGCUGCUCGCCGAGCAGCAGAGGAAGACGACGAUGGCGCUUCACCUCCACCCCCGCUGCCACCAGUAGUCGACGACACCCCUCCUCGUAGUGCGCCGCGCAGGCGUUUGAGUACCCGCGAGACUCCACCGAACGUGAAGCGUGGUAGUCUCUUCGGUGGCAUCUUUGGCCGCUCAAAGCCCGAAGCGACGCCACCGGCUGCGAAACCGUCGAGAUCGUCUCGUGCCCGCGCCAACACGCUAGAGGCUACGCCUGUCAAGUCUUCGCGAAGGGAACAGGAGAUUGAACGACCUUCGAGCCGAGACAUGUCGUCGGAUCAGAGCCGAGAGCGCCCAGAGCGCAUGCACCGCAGUCGGCGUCUUUCGCAUAGUCAACGUCGCUUCGCUUCUGCUGAGGAAGAGGCCGAUUACUACAGGUGGAAAGAGGAGCGACGCUUCAUGCGUCGUCCUGAACACGAAAUGUCUGGUGGACGGGACGGGGGAGUUUCUCUUCCACCACCGCCUCCGCCGCCUGAGGAUCUCCCGCCGCCGCCACCAGAGCCUUUCGAAUACGAGCCAGAGCCAGAACCGAUCGAGACGAUUGAAUCGCCAGUGAUCGAGGACGCAGCCGCGGUUGUCGGUGAGAUCUCCAUCUCAGACGAGGAAAGACGCGAGCGUCGUCGAAGUCGGCGUAUGUCCAAACCGGAAGAACGCCCCAAGACACGCCGCAUCUCUGUUGUCGAGAAAGAGAGGCCGUCUGAUCGUCGAGUGCAGUCGGAUCGGCCCCGCGCACGAGACCAUGGUGAAGACCGUCCGAGGCCCAGGCGCGGCGAGACCGACCGACGCGACAGGAGGAAGAAGAAGGAAGAGUCCAGUGGUCUCAAAGGACUCUUCGGGGGGUUGAAGAGGCGAAUCACUUGA